UAUUGUUCCCAGGGAUUCACGUGAUAUAGUUCCCAGAGACCUGAUUUUCAAGCCUAUAAAAGGUUGGGAAUGUCCGGAGAUCCUCACAGUCAAGCUUCAGCUACACUAUCAGUAAGACGAAAGAUCCCAUCGGGAAUCCGAAAGCCAGCAACAUGAAGUUUUCCUUCGCCCUCUUCGUGCUCUGCACUGUUGCCUAUGCAAAUGUCAUCAAAGAUCAGAAGGAUUGUGUCAUAGACUGCUGCUGCCCUGAAAAUGGGAAGUGCAUCGAAUGCGCUGCUGCCUGUUGUGUUGCCUAUCCCAACACCAACGCUGUUUGCCAUGUUGGGAAUAACAAUUGCGAAUGCUACAGUGAAGGCUGCCUGAUCCGACCCGGAAACCAAGCAAUAGUCAAUUCUUUGGUCAAAAAAGGGACCGACCCCGCUGAUGAAAGCCCGUCGAGUGAAGUCCGCCGCAAGGUCAUGAUCGCCGUUUUCUUCUCGCCCAAAUGCGUUGUUGAUGCCAUGCCAUUUGAGGAACGACAUACUGUCACCGCACAGUGGUACGUCGAAAACUGCCGGAUGAAAGUUUUCAAAAACCUCUCCAGAGGUCGCUCCAAAUCAAGUCUCCAUCAUCAUUUCGUCCACCAAGACAAAAAGCUAGCCCACAUAACGAUCAAGAUAUUCCUCUUCAUCGGCGCCUCUAGAAUCAAUGUGAUUGAGGCCACGUCGUUUUCCCCGGACCUGCCGCCGUGA
Darwinula stevensoni is the source of this 731-nucleotide messenger RNA. Lineage: Eukaryota; Metazoa; Arthropoda; Ostracoda; Podocopida; Darwinulidae. The record is from the annotation of a GenBank genome assembly.